AUGGGAUGUGGCUAUCCUAUCCUAGAGCCAAUUCGACCGACACGUCCGGUUUCCCAGACAAAUCCAAGUACUCACUUGUCGAAUCUGCCAGAUUCGCGGAGAUUGAACACAGUCGCACUUCUCGGGACUCAUGAUUCAGCAGCAUAUUCUGUGAGAGGUCGUUUAACGAACACCCAAGUGAUGAAUAUAACUGAACAAUUAGAAUUCGGCGUUCGCGUGUUUGAUAUGCGAGUUCGUCGCAAAAACAAUGAAUUUGCGAUGCAUCAUAAUUUCGUAUUCUUAAACCAAAUGUUUGAAGAUAUAUUAAAAGAGAUAAAAAUAUUUUUGAAAGCUCAUCGCCAAGAGCUAGUAAUAUUGCUAAUGCAAGAGGAGUAUGAAGCUGAAAAUUCAACUUUGAACGUAUCCUAA
Molecule: messenger RNA, 408 nt
Organism: Cotesia glomerata
Lineage: Eukaryota; Metazoa; Arthropoda; Insecta; Hymenoptera; Braconidae
Product: 1-phosphatidylinositol phosphodiesterase-like
Exons: 2
Coding region: 1-408 (135 amino acids)
Biological process (GO): lipid metabolic process
Molecular function (GO): phosphoric diester hydrolase activity
Source: RefSeq, a predicted model, not a curated record